Scleropages formosus (Asian bonytongue) is the source of this 2126-nucleotide messenger RNA. RefSeq names its product brain-enriched guanylate kinase-associated (gene begain). The transcript has 6 exons. Gene Ontology annotation, cellular component: synapse. Bases 152 to 2035 code for a protein of 627 amino acids. The record is from RefSeq and is a predicted model, not a curated record. NCBI's taxonomy places the organism in Eukaryota, Metazoa, Chordata, Actinopteri, Osteoglossiformes, Osteoglossidae.
CACACAGAUAGACAACCUCUCUCAAUCUCCACAGACAAAACGUAAUCCCCUAAAAGGAGGAAGCAAGGAAACCCACCUUAGAAUCCAGAUCGGUCACCAGCUUCCUGUGCAGAAACUAAUCGCACAUGAAAGCGAACUCAGAGGGAGAAUCAUGAAAAAAAUAUAUAUUGGGAAAGCAGCCCUUAAAGCCCCCAGAAAUGUUUGUAAGCACCAGAAGAAAAGUUCAUUGCAGGAGCAGAAAGAAGACCUUCGCAAGCGACUCUCCUACACCACCCACAAGCUGGAGCGGCUUGAGACGGAGUUUGACUCCACCCGCCAAUACCUGGAGACAGAGUUGCGUCGGGCCCAAGAGGAGCUGGAGAAGUUCACAGACAAAUUGCGCAGGAUACAGAACAGUUAUGCAGCGCUGCAGAGAAUCAAUCAAGACCUAGAGGACAAGAUCCAUCGGACGACUAAGCACCACGAAGAAGAGAAAAGAGCUCUGAGUCGAGAGAUCAUCGUCCUCAACAACCAUCUCAUGGAGGCAAAGAUGACAAUAGAGAAGCUGAGAGAAGAUAAUGAGCUGUACAGGAAGGACUGCAACCUAGCUGCCCAGCUCCUCCAGUGUAGCAAGUCCCAUUACAGAGCCCACAAGCUGUCUGAGUUGCCUUCUGAGUUUCAGGAGCGGGUUAGCAUGCAUUUGGAGAAGCAUGGCUGUGGAGUGACCAUGGCCCUCCGCCACUCUCCGUACAGCGACUCAGUGCCCACAGCUAUCAUUGCCAAGGUUCUAGAGAAGCCAGAUCCGGGUAACAGCUGCCCAGGCUCACACAGCCCAAGCCCUCAGCCGCAGGACCCGGACUUCCUGAGCAACAGCAAUGAGCGCCUCCAGCGUCGUCUGGCAUACAAGUCCUCAGAUCUGUAUUGCAGCGACACAGCACUCUACUGCCCUGACGAGCGGAGACGGGAGCGGCGGCAGAGCGUGGACCUGCACGGACAGGAGACGAGUUUCUUUCAGACGCAGAACUCCACCGACAGCAACCCGGAGGAGGACGGAUUCCACUCCAGGUUCUCCCAUCACGAGCCCUCAUUUGCUGAGUUUGUGGCUGGUUCACUACCAGCCUCCAGCUCCUACUCCAGCUUCAGUGUGGCCUCCGACGAAAAGGGCCGUGCACCCAGCAGCACCCCGUCCUCGUCCCAGCAGGCACUCUAUAUGGACUGGCGGGAAGGGGACUACGAGCGCAAGAGCACCUCCUCUUAUGAGAAGGAGAGCCCUGGCUUCCCCAAGUCCCACAGCUUCCAGCAUAUGACUCACGGCCCACAGAAUCCCGGAUCUCCUGGAUACGUCAGAACCGCGUCCACCUGCUUCAGUGAACCCUACCACUCACCCCAACUCGCAACCUCUCACAGCAUGGGCUCUGCCCAGCUAUACAGAGACAGCAGAGGUAGUGUCCACGUCCCUGAGGAAGAACUCAGCAACCGCUGGAGGCAGCUGAGUGUAGAGGACAUCAACACCUAUUCGUAUCGUAACCCGGGUCGGUCCUCGCCGUACAGCUUCUCUGAACAGCACUUUGCCAUUGGUGCUGCCAAGAUUAAACUGGGGCCCCUCUACAGCAGCUUUCAGGAAGGUGAUGAUGUCUACCACAGCCAUGUUCUGGACCACUGUUUUGCAGCAUCACCCAGUCCCAGUCCCAGCCCUAGCCCCAGUCCAGAACACAGCCGGGGUUCUCGCAAGUCAGACAAGGGACAGAUGUAUCGUGCUAAGGAGGACAGCCAAGAAUCGGAGCGCAGCCUCUUCCACUCAGGAAGCUCCAAGGACAAGGAGAGCACAGCGGGCAGUAUGAAGAAGGAAUAUGUGGACGUGAGCCCAAACAGCUCAGCCGAGUCCCUAAACCAAAGUCCCCUUGAGUCCUCAGACAUGCAUCACUACCAGAUGGACCGACAGAGCCCUGUCCUGCAGCGGACGGCAUCUCCACAGUACCAAAAAUUUGGAAGCACAGGACUGUGCCGGAAGGACAGCCUCACCAAGGCACAGCUGUACGGCACGCUGCUAAACUGACAGAGGGGGGGGAUGAUGGAGAUAGAAGCCAGGACACUACUGUGUUCCAUUAGAUUGUCUUCUGACAUGACGACAAGCAACAUGUUCGUCU